AUGUGGGGCCACACUGCCAAAGAGACUCCAGUCUGACGCCUCUGCGCUGCUGCGCGAAUCUCCGAGGACAAUCGCUGAACAGCAUUUUGCGAAGGAGGGAUAAACUGGAUGGUUAUUUUUCCACUUCUGGGGGAUUAUUAAUUUUCUAGAGCAAACUUUUGCUAAAGAAGAAGCUGUAAAAAAAUGGAUAUAUACAUUUUGAUUUCCGUGUUAUCAGUGAUGUACUCCUGGAUUAUGUGCACAGCACUAUCAGCGCCUGCUGGAGAGACACCCACUGCCUCCACCGUCACCCAGGGGCGCCAUGUGCGGACCAAACGCUGCUCCUGCGCCACUUUCCUGGACAAGGAGUGCGUCUACUUUUGCCACCUGGACAUCAUAUGGGUCAACACACCUGAGCGCGUGGUCUCCUAUGGUCUGGGCGACGCUCCCAGGGCGAAGCGCGCGGUGGUGGACUCCAUGGCAACAGGCAGCGGGCCUCGCUGCCGGUGUCAACGGGAAAACGACAACACAUGCAGGAACUUCUGCCGGCUGGAAAACCACCGCAGGUAUGAGACAUCGCCCGACACGGUGAUCCGCUCUGCCGAGGGCGAUGGUUGUGCUGAGACGCAGUGCAAACACAAGCUGGCAGCCGACACGGGCAAGAUUAAGAGGAUGAAAAACAACAACAAGAAACAAGUGUCGCCUCUAGCUCUCAGGGUUCCCUUGAAAACCCGCCUGCUGAUUGAGAAGUGGAGGGUGAGACAGCGCCACAGGGCGAGAGCAUGGGAGGGCGAGAGUGCGGCCUCCUAAAGACGAGAGAUAACCUCCACCCCAUGUAAUACAGAGGGGGAAAGGGUUUCAUAACUGUGGGCCUUUCUCUAAAGCCAUCUGCAAGUGGGGAGCCCUGUGCAGCCGCCCCUCAGGAAGGCACUGUUGAAUGCACCAUGUUGACUUCGUGGCUGCUGUGUCAUGAGGUGUCUGGAGCAGAGCAUUUACAACUCCACUUGGUUGCACUUCAUCAGACAGAUGAACAAGGUCAGAGACGAUACUGGGAGUUCAGGUGAAAGGAGAUAAGCUGAACAGAGGACUUGACCACAGUCUGCAGAAUCAAGGACAUUCACUGAUCUUUUCAGAUGUCACGGUCGGACUCAGUUACUCCUUUGGACUCAAAAAAAAAAAAAAAAAAAAAGAAACCAUAAAAAACCAAAUUGCAUUUCAAAAACUUGACUUUACUAGAAGGAUUUAAUAUAAAUCCCUCCCACAAAAUAAAUUCACUGCCAUAUAUGAUAAGGCUGUUCUACUUAUUAUAUUUCAGAAUGCCUUUAUUUUUCUCACAGAAAGCUGCAAAAACCAAUUGUCCAGCCUCCAUGUAGUAGAAGGGAUUUUGUGCCUUGUGUCAUUGCUUUAGACAAGACAUUUUUUUCACUGACUGAAACAUUUUACUGCUUUUUACGUAACAGGUCACCUCCUGUAUGUCAGGGCACAGGUUACUGUAGCUAUGCAGUAAAGUAGCUGCUGGGAGUUUUUCUCACUGAUAUUAUCUUUGCAUUUAUCAUAAUUUAUGAAUUCACUAAAUAUGUUAUAUGUAUGUUUUUGCUAUGUUUUAUUUAUUUAUUCUUUUUACAUGUUGUAAUUUGAUGGCCUUGUUGGUCCAUCACAGCUGGUUUGUCAUUUCCGUGAAAUGCGCUGUCACCAAGGUGCCAUUUUGUGGCCAAAUUUUAAUAAAGUUUUACACAC
Molecule: messenger RNA, 1716 nt
Organism: Toxotes jaculatrix (banded archerfish)
Lineage: Eukaryota; Metazoa; Chordata; Actinopteri; Toxotidae
Gene: edn1
Product: endothelin 1
Exons: 5
Coding region: 184-789 (201 amino acids)
Biological process (GO): regulation of vasoconstriction; vein smooth muscle contraction; intracellular calcium ion homeostasis
Cellular component (GO): extracellular region
Molecular function (GO): endothelin B receptor binding; hormone activity; endothelin A receptor binding
Source: RefSeq, a predicted model, not a curated record